Molecule: messenger RNA, 3099 nt
Organism: Penicillium nucicola
Lineage: Eukaryota; Fungi; Ascomycota; Eurotiomycetes; Eurotiales; Aspergillaceae
Exons: 1
Coding region: 1-3099 (1032 amino acids)
Biological process (GO): hormone-mediated signaling pathway
Cellular component (GO): plasma membrane
Molecular function (GO): protein binding
Source: RefSeq, a predicted model, not a curated record
AUGGAAGGACAACACAAGACCACAGCACGCCCUCCCAGCGGUAUUCCACGGCCUGCAAGUGGAAUUCCUCGACUGACUUCAAGGCUGCCGUUACCCUCGGCCACUGCAUCCAAAUCGAUCAAGCCUUCCCCCUCCCGAGAUAGACUACGAGCCGACCCCGGUUUAGAUGAAAGACGGCUACGGAGACCCUCAUAUGACACCCUUGUGAAGAAACCAGCCGCACGCUAUUCAUCCCCGCCCCAACCUCGAACCGAAACUAUUCCAGCUCCACAACUACAAGAUGAAACGCAAGGCGGGGCAGAUGACAUUGAAACGCCGGAGGAAAUGACACCGAGUACGGGCGACAAUGACACUGCAUCAACCACAUCAACGCAAGAAGACCGUGGUCGACGUGAAGUACGUCCGUCUUUGUCUGAGCGGACACUGGAAACGCUAUCACAAAUUCCACCAUCCCCGGCAUCAGCAAGACGACAGUCCAGCUUUUUCAAUGGCGCCAGCCCAAUACGCUCACCAUCUCGGGCUCCGUCCAUUAUGUCCAAUUACUCAAGAUCGCCAUCGAGAGCUUCGUCGGGUGCGCCAAGUACCAGUGAGAUGCACACCCAGCCCGUGUCACAAUUGCGACUUCCCUCGAAGCCUGCCAUGUCCAUUGCUUCCCUGUCCCCAGUGCGUGGAUCAGAAGAAGCUAAAAGCCCAUCGAGACUGAAGGCACCAUCGAGUAGACAAAGUCUCGCACCGGGUGACGAGACCUACUCCGAUGUAAAGUCACCACUUAAGAAAAAGGUAUCUCAACUAUCUAUCGGGAACAAGGAUAAAACAAAACCCUCGCUUGUUCGGCCCUCACCCAGCAAGAUUACCGCAAAGCCAACUCAAACCAACAUGGGACCCCCUCAAAAACCACUUCAAGUGAAGAAAACACGAAACCCUCAGUCAGAGCAACCGUCUUCUUUGCGAUCGCCCUCAAUGGGGUCAAGAUAUGUGUCUGCUGCCUCCAAUGUGCAGGAUGAGCUAUCUCCAAAACAGCAGGCAGAAUAUGAAGCCAGAAAAGCCUCGAAAUCAUCCAACACGCUGCGUGAAACAAUUGCAAAGGCGAAGGCUGCACGUAAAGCAAUGGCAGCUGGAGAAAAGAAGGAAACACCCCCACAAGAAAUAUCACAGGCUCCUCCACCAGCCGACUCAUGGGGAGUCGCUGAUGAUGAGGACCCGUUCAACCAGCUGCCUCAGGGCGACAACCGAUUGGUUAUGAAAAGAAGAGUUCAGACAGGACGCUCAACCGGCCAACUGAACAUUGCGGCAAUGUCUUUGACAGAAAUUCCGAAAGAAGUGCUGACAAUGUACGACUACGACCCCGAAAACUCAGCAAACUGGUUCGAAAAUGUCGAUCUCGUCAAGUUUAUCGCUGCGGACAAUGAGCUAGAACAUAUUUCAGAUGAUGUAUUCCCAGACAUCAACCCUGAAGACUUUGAUCCAGACAGUGAUGACCGGGGUCUUCAAUUUGGUGGACUUGAGACAUUGGAUCUUCAUGGAAAUAUACUGAAGUCACUUCCAAUGGGUCUUCGCCGCAUGCAAAAUCUACGCAUUCUCAAUCUAUCAAACAACAUGUUAAACAUGGAUAAUAUUGGGAUUCUUACCGAAUUACCUUCUCUGACAGAUCUGAAGUUGGCAAAUAACAAGCUUGAGGGAGAAUUGGCGACAGUCUUUGCUGGUCUUCACCAAUUGGAUUCUUUAGAUAUCCACGGAAACAACCUCACCAGCCUCUCCGAGGCCUUGGUUGGACUAAGCUCUCUGAGGACAUUGGAUGUCAGCGAGAACAAGCUGACCUCUUUGCCAUUCGAGUUGCUAAGUAAACUUCCCCUAAAGGUCAUCAAUGCGCAAAAGAACAAGCUGGAAGGUACUCUCAUUCCAGCCUCAGUGACCCGUUUCGAGAAUUUGCAGUCCCUGAACAUUUCCAACAAUGUUGUCACGGUUUUUGCGGCGAAUGACACGCUUGAUCUACCUAACAUACAUACUCUAUUGAUUGGUGUCAACCGCAUCACGCAUCUCCCCUGCAUGUCUACAUGGCAGUCAUUUUUAACGCUAUCUGCGGAGCAGAACAAGAUCUCAGAGCUCCCUCAAGGAUUUGUGGAGCUUAAGAAUAUCAAGAAGGCUGAUUUCACCGGAAACGAUCUUUCACGUUUGGAUGAAAAGAUGGGCUACAUGGAGAGCCUCACAUCUUUCCGCGUCGCCAACAAUCCUUUCCGUGAACGAAGGUACCUGACCAUGGACACCGAAGACAUCAAACGUGACAUGCGAAGUCGCUGCGAGCCAGAUGCCCAGGACACAGAUGACGAGGGCUCAGUAGCCACUCAAUUCACUCUGGCACCAGAAACCCCUGCGCUCGAUGCCAAUUGGCAGCUCAAAUCCGGCGGGACUCUUGAUCGAUCUUAUUCAGAGAUGACCGACCUCAAGGUUGACCAGCUGGAGAUGCUUCCCUCCCAGGAUAUUCGCUGCCUCUGCUUGCAACACAACGAGAUACCCUGCUUCCCCGCAGCGGCACUUGCAAUGCUUGCUGAAGGUCUUGUUGAACUUGAUAUCUCGAAUAAUCCGUUCGGCAUUGAAUUUUUGUCCUCUCCGCUUGAGUUGCCCAAGCUACAAUCUUUGAACUUGAACGCGACCAGAUUGACUUCUCUGGAGCCUUUGUUGGCCAACCUCAUCGCCCCGUCUUUGAAUUUCUUGGACAUCUCCCAUAACCGCCUGAAAGGGCCAUUGCCUCAAAUUCGACAGACCUACCCAGAGCUGAAAACAUUCAUUGCAUCUGAUAACCAGCUUGAUUCCUUGACGUUCGAAGCAGUGCAGGGGCUGCAGGUUUUAGAUGUCAGCAACAACGACAUUGAUUCCCUUCCUCCGAAGAUCGGCUUACUAGGUGCUGAGCGCUCCCCUAAGAACUGGGGCAACGGAUCGUCCUUGAGACGCUUUGAGGUAGCUGGCAACAAGUUCCGAGUACCUAGAUGGCAGGUAGUUGCCAAGGGCACAGAUUCAGUCUUGGAGUUUUUGCGAGACCGUGUUCCACUGAGUGAGCUCCCUGAAUGGGAAAAAGAUGAAGCCAGUGAGGAGGAGCUAUAA